AUCGGCCACGGCGAAUGGAAAUAUAAUCGACAAUAUGGCCACUCCAUCCCGCCCCCGGUGAAGAUGACUGAGCAAAGCAAUGUGACACAGGUUUCCGACUGCGAUUGCGACUGCGACUUCGGGUUCUUGUGUCCCCACCUAGAACCUCUCUCGCCCAUUCUCUUCCGCACCUCCUCUUCUUGAGAAUCUAACGAUCGAAUUCAACGGAGACAAAGACGACUCGCGCAGCUCCGCUCGUCCGUGCAAUCGCAGCAACGUCCUUGCAUCUCAGGCAGCAGUCGCCGAUCUAGGGAGGACGCCGGAAUGAAAAGAGGGAAGGUAUGGCGAGAAGGGAGCCGGAAUUGGCCUGGCCCCGAGUCCUGUCCUUUUGGCACUGAUGAUAUGGAUGGGCGGGAUGGGGUCAAGGUGCAGGACGACUUGCCCGCAUCGGCGAAUGGUCUCAGACUGAAGUGAUGAGACGACAUUCCUGCCAUGAAAGCUCCUCGCACCCACGUUGCUAAAGCUCGAGAGGUCGGUAGAACGAACGCAGAGAACGGGCGUGCCAGAUCCGUCCGCGUCUGCACGACGGUCAUCGAUCCCCUUAUACCCAAGAAUCAUCGGACACCAAGGCUGCCAACAAGGUGUAUCGUGAGCUCGAACAAGUUCUGGGGCAACGGCAAAUCCCCCAUGGCCACCAAUGGAAACUCUCCCUUCCGCCGUGACCAGGGACCCUUCCGCGCGCUUACUGGGGUCUCUUGUCGUGCCUGGUAGUGUCAGCGCCUCGGCUCUUUUCGAGCCCCCAACGACUCAGCUUGCCUCUCGAUGAAGAAGCGCUACAAUGCAAAAGGCAAG
Messenger RNA from Mycena citricolor, 831 nucleotides. The record is from the annotation of a GenBank genome assembly. NCBI's taxonomy places the organism in Eukaryota, Fungi, Basidiomycota, Agaricomycetes, Agaricales, Mycenaceae.